Messenger RNA from Saxophila tyrrhenica, 693 nucleotides. RefSeq lists its product as uncharacterized. The coding region runs from base 1 to 693 and encodes 230 amino acids. The transcript has 3 exons. Lineage: Eukaryota; Fungi; Ascomycota; Dothideomycetes; Mycosphaerellales; Extremaceae. The record is from RefSeq and is a predicted model, not a curated record.
AUGAAGGCAUUUACCUACCUCCUUCCCGCCCUCGCGGCGAUUGCUACCGCCGGAAAGGUCGACGAGUGUGCUGGAAGCUGUAUCAGCAAAGCCAUUGCCGAGACCGGAUGUGCGUCCAGCGACAGCCUGUGCAUCUGCUCCUCGAACUACUUCGUGAGCAGCAUAGAGAGCUGUGGAUCUUGCACUGAUGAUGGCAGCAACCCCGCUGCCGCCCUCGCUCAAGACUACUGCGAGAGCGUGAGCCUUUCCAAGCGCUCGAACGAGUGGGAGGGACAUUCCUACAGCUGGUGGCAGAAGGAAUGGCGCAAAGUCCGCGCCAGCCACCGCAAAGGCUCCAAGGACGAAGCACCAACAGCAUACGAGCCAAAGCCGGUAGAGCCAGUGAAGUCUGAGCACCCCGUCGAAGACUGGUUCACUGCCCACCCCAACUACCUCAUCAACCACCCCGGCUGGCUCAAGAACCACCCUUCGUGGGCGGCGAAGCACACCGACUACCUCAAGGCCAACCUCCCGAAGAGCCACCCCUACUACCCAGGCAAGCCGUCCUCGCCGCCAUCGCCACCAUCUCAGCCCGGCAAGCCCCACGGCUACCCUCACCCUCAGCCUCCACCACAGCCCCACAAGCCGUACCCAGGCAAGCCGACCCCAACGACGACCUGCACGACGAACAAGCCAUCGCCUACCGUGUACUAG